Candidula unifasciata is the source of this 1091-nucleotide messenger RNA. NCBI's taxonomy places the organism in Eukaryota, Metazoa, Mollusca, Gastropoda, Stylommatophora, Geomitridae. The record is from the annotation of a GenBank genome assembly.
CAGCUGUAGAUAGUGUCACAAAACAUGGAAGUACCAUACUUCAUGCUGCAGUUUAUGGAGGAAAGAUCGAUGUGGUCAGAUUCUGUCUAGAUGCAGGUUGUAAAGUGAAUGCUGUAGAUGAUGAGGGGAGGCAUGCAUUAAUGGCUGCUGUGUCCUGUAGAUGCGAUAUCAAAAUCAUUGAAAUUCUUUUGGAUGCUGGAAGUAACUUAUCAGUGACCCAUAAGCUGACAAAGAGGACAGCACUGCAUGAGGCAAUAUGUCAGCAUUAUGUGCUUGCUACCCAUCUGCUGAUUGACAGAGGCGGCAGUCUGACAGCCAUAGACCAUGAAAAGAAGUCACCAUUGUUUCUGGCAUGCCAGCGAGGGCUGUGUGAAACCGUGGCUUACAUGUUAAGUAAAGGCAACUGUCCUACUUCAAGUCCCUUUGCUUCAGCAUUGCCUAUACAUGCUGCAGCCUCACAAGGUCGGGCAAGCACUAUUGAACUACUAUCAGAUCAUGGCUGUGACUUGAACCAGACGAAUGAAAAAGGGGAGACACCCAUUAUGACGGCAUUAGCAGAGGACUGUUUCUCAUCUGUGAGAGCUUUACUUCAGUGUGGUUGUGAUCUCGAAGCACAGAACAAGGUCACAAGCCUGCAGAUAUGUUGCAUACUUCACGAAGACCCCCAUCCACAUUUAGGCUUGGAGCCUCUCUUCCUGGCACUGACUCACAAAAAUGUUCCUAUGAUGAAGAUGUUAUUACAGUGUUAUUGUCACAUCCCAUCAAGGACCAUCCGUGUGUUAACAAAACUGCUGAAACAAACCCAAGGUCUAAAUAGUCACUACACCCCUCAACAGAAGGAGGAAAUAUUCAGCCUGUUUACUCAGCAUUUAAUUACCCCUUUUACACUGGCUGAUGCUUGCAGACGACGCAUCCGAGCUUGUUUGGGGUGCCCGAUUCAGGUGAAAGUCAAGCAUCUGCCAGUCGCUGACAAAGUCCAGAACUACAUUCUUAUGGAGAGUGAAUUUGAAGCCUGGCAUGAAAUUGAGCAGGAUAUGCCAGGUGGCAGCUCAGGAUUUUCUGAUAUUUUUGUUCGCAGAGAAUCCUACUGA